CUCCGCGGACUCCGGCAGCUUUGUCGCCAGAGUCCCCGAACGCCCGCUUUCUCUCGAGUCCGCUGCCUCGGAUCCCCGGCGUGCCCCACCAUGUCCGACGCGGCCGUGGACACCAGCUCCGAGAUCACCACCAAGGACUUGAAGGAGAAGAAGGAAGUGGUGGAGGAGGCGGAGAAUGGGAGAGACGCCCCCGCCAACGGCAACGCCAAUGAGGAGAACGGGGAGCAGGAGGAGGACAAUGAGGUAGACGAGGAAGAGGAGGAAGAUGGCGAGGAGGAAGAGGGCGAUGGUGAGGAAGAGGACGGAGACGAAGAUGAGGAGGCCGAGGCAGCUACAGGCAAGCGGGCAGCUGAGGAUGACGAGGAGGACGACGUCGACACCAAGAAGCACAAGACCGACGAGGAUGACUAGACAGCAAGACAGGAG
Molecule: messenger RNA, 426 nt
Organism: Oryctolagus cuniculus (rabbit)
Lineage: Eukaryota; Metazoa; Chordata; Mammalia; Lagomorpha; Leporidae
Source: RefSeq, a predicted model, not a curated record